AUGCAAAUGGCCCACGCUCAAGGCGUGCACCCACCUCCUCCCCAAGGGCUGCAGGCAACCCCUUUCCACCCGCAUGCGGCUCCCAGCGCUCAACUAGAAACGCCCCAACUCACAGGGGCACCUCAACCUCAACCAUCGGGAAAUUUUGAGUCGACUCAAACGUCGGCUCCCAGUGCUCAACUGGACUCGCCCCAACUCACAGGGACAAAUCAACCAGCGGGAACGGUUCAGAACACGCAUCAGUCGAUGGCAGGGGAUGGUGGUGUAGCAAGGGGAGAUGGUCGGGUGCAGCAAGGGCAGCCGCAGGAUGGGGCAGAGGCGGCUCAGCAAAGCAGUGCGGUUCUGCAGGAGGUGGGGAGGGAGGCGGGGGGGAGAGGAGGGGCCGGAGGGGCGGUAGGAAGUGCAGAAGGCAGUGUGACAGGAGGGGGAGCAGCAGGAGGGGGAGCAGGAGGAGGAGGAGCAGCAGGAGGGGGAGCAGGAGGGGCAGCAGGAGGAGGGGGAGCAGCAGGGGGUGCAAUGGCGUAUGAGAAUUCUCAGAACGUACAUGAAGGUGUGUCUGCAGGAGGGGCAGGGGAGGAGGAGUGGGAGGAGGAGUGGGAGGAUGAUGAGGGAGCGAUGGGACAGGUAGAGGGUGGUGAGGGGUUGAUGGGGGAAGGAUUGGAGGGUGGAAGAGAAGGAGGAGAGGAAGGAAGAGUGGUGGGAGGAGAGGAGGGAGGGGAGGAAGGAGUAGAGGAGGGAGUAAUGGCGGGAAUGGAGGGAAUGGAGGUUGAAGGGAGGAGUGCUGCUGUGUAUAACGAGGAGGAGGAUGAGCAGUUUCAAGCUGACCUGCAACGAGCCAUGCAACAGAGCAUAGAGGAUCUGGAGCGUUCAUCUCACUCCCACUACUACCACUCUGCCGCCCGGCAACCCCCCAAGCACCAAUCAGAAGCAUCCCUAAACCCCGCCAGCUCAGAAAGAGGCACCGACAGCCUGGCAACAGCGCCUGCCACGUCAGCAGACUGGGAUGCCAGCGUGGCGCUGACGCUACGAGAGGAGAUGCCCCAAGGAGGAGAGGAGGGGUUGGUGGGGCUGAGGAAUGAGAUUGGCGAAUACAACUGCUUCCUCAAUGUCAUCAUUCAGUCCCUCUGGCACUUACGUAAGUUCCGGGAGCGUUUGUUGCACCCGUCCUGUCAACAACACACCCAUCAGGGCGAUCCCUGUGUGGUCUGCGCUUUAAGAGACAUAUUCCUGGCUCUCAACACCACCAGCACUGCCACCGUCACCGCUCCCAACCCAUCCAUCACCACAGCUGCCACCACCACUACCACAGCCAACACCUGUUCCACACUCUCUACUGCCAUUGUUCCUUAUGCCGCCUCCGGUGCUCCUCCUUCUGCCUCUGGAGCUCCUGCUUCUGCCGCCGGUGCUGCAGCUGCAGCUGCAGCUGCACCUGUCUCGUUGCGACCCGCUUGGAAAGCUUCCCCAGCAGCGGCAGCAGCAGGAGCAGCAGCAGCAGCAGUGGGAUCCAGGGUGGCAGUUUCCCAAACUGCUGGCUCCUCUGCUUCUGCUGCCGAUGCUGCUGCUUUCCCUCCUCUCAGCACCUCUGAUUUCCCUGUACUUAGCAGCAGCAGCGGCGGCAGCAGCAGCAGCGGCAGCAGCGGCAGCGCUGCAGCGGUGUCAUCCCCUCUAGAAGUCGAUUCGCUAUCUGACGCUGAGAGUGCGUCAGUCAGCAAAAGGAGCAAGAGGACACAGCAGAGCAAUGCCUGGGGGGCGUCGCAGCAGACUCAUAGCAGCAGCAGUGGGAUGCAACAGAUUAAUCCACAACCACAGGCACAGGCACAACCCUUAACACAGCCCUCCACACACAGUAGUUAUGCCACUGCUCUGGCAGAGCGUGGUGGAACCAGGAGUGCACACACCAGCACUGCUGGUAGCACGGUCACCAGUGCGGUUACCAGUGCAGCUGCUAAUAGUGCGGCAGAGGCAGUUUUCCCUGGUAUUGACGCGGUUACACACGCAGAGCUCGCUUCACCUGCAGCAGCAGCAGGGGUGGCAGUGGUGGCAGUGGCACCAGCAGCAGGGGAAGGGGCGGGCCCCUCGGUUCGGACUGUAGUGGCGCCCACAGCGCUAAGAGUGGCACUUAGUGCCAUGUUUGCCGACUCGGAGUUCUUCCAACAGUCUCAGAUGAACGAUGCGUCAGAGGUUCUCCUAGUCAUCUUCGACUGCCUUCACCGAGCCUUCACCGAGCCUGUAGCUGGGACAGCUGGUUCGGAAUCAGAAGGAGCUUCCAAUGUCAAAGCCACAGCUGUCAACUUUUCGACAGACCAUUCUUUUAUUGAUCCGGGCACCAGUGCAGCCAAUCAGAAACCAGCAGGAAGUUGGGACUGCCCGGCCUCAACAGCAGCUUGGGACCGAGCCUACCUUGCAGCUUCGGCAGACAGCUCAGCCCUGGGUGUGGGGUCCGUGCCGAACCAAACCACAGCUCCGGGGCAGAGACAUGAUGUAGGCUCGGCAGCAGGGUCGGGGACAGCCUCGGGGAGUGGGGCUGCUGUGUCUGCCUCUCCCCUCUCCUAUGGUGCUGUGGUUGCCAGAGGGAAAGGCGGGGCCAACACCACUGCAGCUUCUGCAGCUGCUGCGGCUGUGAAUGGUAGGAAAUCCGGUGGGGGGUUAGGAUCAGGAAGUAGAGUAGGGGACAGUGUAGCAACAGGAGUAGGAGCAGGAGGACCAGGAGGAGGGGCAGGAGGGGAAGCAGGUGCGGGUGGUGUGGUGGGUGCUGCAGCCGCAGCAGCGGCAGCAGAGGUGGCAGGGGAGGCGGCAGCAGCAGCAUGUAUAGCACACGGGCUGUUUGGGCUGGACGUGACAGAGAUGAUGCGGUGCUCCCGCUGCGGCCUGCAGUCCCGCCAGAUGCGCUACUCCUCCUUCUUCCACCACGCUAAUGCUACUGCUCUUAGGCUCUCAAAGCUGGGCAACCCUAAUUGUCGCAUGGACGAGCUAUUAGCGGGCAUGGAGCAGCACCACCUGCUGCCAUGUGACACUGACGUGGGGGGGUGCGGGCACCCCAACGCCAUUCAGCAUGUCUUGCGCCGCGCUCCACCCAUCUUCACCACUGUCCUGGGGUGGCAGAGCGACAGGGAGGAAGCAGAGGAUAUCGGUCUAACUCUGGAAGCACUGGACGUGCACAUGGACGUGGGAGUGGUGUACCGGGGCCUGGCGGGCCCGCAGAGGGUGCGCGUGGUGUGUGUGGUGUGCUACUACGGGCGACACUACCACUGCUUCUCCUUCCAUGCGGACCUGGGCAAGUGGGUCAUGUUCGACGAUACCACCGUCAAGGUGGUUGGGGGCUGGGCAGAUGUGGUGAGCUCAUGCACUCGAGGCCGCUUGCAACCUCAAGUGUUGUUCUAUGAGGCAUGCUAG
Closterium sp. Yama58-4 is the source of this 3393-nucleotide messenger RNA. The record is from the annotation of a GenBank genome assembly. Lineage: Eukaryota; Viridiplantae; Streptophyta; Zygnematophyceae; Desmidiales; Closteriaceae.